Tigriopus californicus is the source of this 2269-nucleotide messenger RNA. Its product is annotated as RYamide receptor-like. The record is from RefSeq and is a predicted model, not a curated record. Bases 622 to 2121 code for a protein of 499 amino acids. Lineage: Eukaryota; Metazoa; Arthropoda; Copepoda; Harpacticoida; Harpacticidae. Gene Ontology annotation, molecular function: neuropeptide Y receptor activity. The transcript is spliced from 7 exons. Gene Ontology annotation, biological process: G protein-coupled receptor signaling pathway. Gene Ontology annotation, cellular component: membrane.
CAUGUUACACAUAAAAAACUUCUAACAAUCACUUCUUACAGAUGGUCACACUAGGUUGUUGUAGUGAUUUAUUUAGCACCAAGUUGCAAGCUCUUCAUUUUUAUCCCUCGUGCUCACGACCUCAUGUUCGAAGAAGGCUUUGAGUAUUGGCCUUUACCUCGACCUUCGGCUCGAUUGUCCGUCGGAGCUCGUCGUCUCCGCACAAUUCUAGGAACGCUAACAAUGGUGAAGAUUCGUGGGAUCGAGGAGAGUGUUCUUGUCGACACGACCGAGGAAAGGCCACCACCGCGAAACGGAGAUGGAAAGCUCUUUGCGACGGAGAUGGACUCCUUCAUGGAAGGAGAUUUGGGAGCCCUCAUUUCUUGAGGAGAAAUAUGCAGUGAGACACUAGUGAUCAUUUGAACGUGACAACGACUGGAACAUAUCGUUCCGUGUCAACGCCAUUCGUGCUGACCAUCUCUUUACUGCAUGCUGUGGGAUUGACGGACGACAGCUAAUCAGUCCCAAAAUCAACACUCAUUUCCACCAUUGGAGGAGGUGAAGGUCCCAAGAUCCUCUUAUUUGGUGUGAAAGAACCCAAAAACGCUCCUUCAUCACUGGAGGCGAGAAAUUGGAUCGGCCAUGCGUUCCAACUUCACCGGGUUCCAUAAUGGAUCCAAUGGCGAACUGUUGAAACUGGCCACGUCCAGUUUCGAGGACGUGAUCGAUGAGGCUUUGGUGGAGCCUCCAUUUGAUGGGAGAGUACCUAAUAUGACUGUGAUAGACAACAUGACUUACUGUUGGGACGAAGCUCUACAAAGCUACACGUGGUGUCACCACGAAUAUCAACUUUAUUCCGUACCCUUGGCCGUUAUCCUUUUCUUGUCCUUGUGCUAUGGGUUCAUCUCGUUAGUGGCCAUUGCGGGCAACAUCCUGGUCUUUAUGGUGGUGGCCUUCACACGGUCAAUGCAAAAUGUGACCAACUUCUACAUUGCCAAUCUGGCCUCGGCCGAUGUCAUUAUCGCCGUGUUCUGCAUCCCAUUCCAAUUCUACGCGGCUCUUCUCCAACGUUGGGACUUGCCCGAGUUCAUGUGCAAGUUCUGUCCCUUCACGCAGACCCUCAGUGUCAACGUCAGUAUCUUCACGCUCGUAAUGAUAUCGUUAGACAGAUAUCAGGCCAUUAUGAACCCUUUGGCGGAGCGAUCCACCAAGACCACGUGCAAGCUGAUCAUCCUGGGUCUUUGGGUGUUCAGCGCCAUUCUGGCCCUUCCCAUGAUCUUCAUCUUCGAGUUCACAUAUGUGUUCGACGAGUCGAAUGGAGGCGUCAAACCAUUCUGUAUGUUGGCUUCUUUGUUGGAGGAAGACCCGCAUAAUGGAUUGGAGUCCUCGUUGAAUAACACAACUUUGUCCACUUCGCUGGAGCAUCAUCAGGAACCCGGAUGGGUGGAAAAGAUAAUGACCCUUGAAACGUACAACUUAGCGCUCACGAUCGUUCAAUACGUGUUGCCUUUGUUCAUCAUCAGCUUUGCUUACAUCCGUAUGGGAAUGAAGUUGUGGCUCUCCAAAACCCCGGGAGUCGCUCAAGUGAAACGAGACGAGAUGAUUGUCGUCAACAAGAAGAAGACCAUCAAGAUGCUGGUUGUCGUCGUCACCAUUUUCGGCAUUUGCUGGCUGCCCUGGCAUCUUUAUCAGGUUUCCGUCAUUCUAGUGCCCGAAAUCAACGAGUACCGCUAUAUCAACAUCAUCUUCUUCUUCAGCCAUUGGUUGGCCAUGUUCAACAGCUGCUGCAACCCUUUCAUCUACGCCAUUUACAGCGAGAAGUUCAAGCGAGAGUUCAAGCUGUUUGCCCAUUGCAAGAUCUGCCGGAGGUUUCUGCUUCGGCAAACUUCCAACAACCAUUUCGAGGAUCGCAGUCCCACCUCAAUACGGAUGGGAUUCUCGCUUCAUCAUCAGUUCCAAAAUGGAACAUCGAAGGUCAACAACGUAGGAGGAGCACCUCUCGUCUCGGCCCAACUACCUGCAGUGGCCAAUUCCAACUUGAAACGACACGAGGAACAACUGCAGCGGACUCGAAGUGGUCCCAUUGACCAGAUCCAAGAAACGGUAUUGAGGAGGACAGACAGAUCCCAAUUGUCUGCCUGAAGUGGAACAAGGAUCCGCCAAAUGAAGCGCAGACGCCACUUCAGAACCACCCGAUCUCAGACGGCUUUCAACCAAGCUUCAAAUCUACCUAAAUAUAUGGCUGUAUGGUAUUUUUCCUAGUGAUAUCAAUAAAAUAUUGGAAUCAACU